CUAGCUGGCGGGAUCCCUGACUUACUUUUGCUCUCUGGCUGCCUGCUGUCUCGAGCAAUGGAUGCACAGCUGGUCAUAGCUCUGCUGGCUCUCACCUCCCUGGGUGCUGCAUCUGAACUGGACUGCAAAGAGCUGGUCAAGCCUCUGGUACUAGACAGCCACAGCCCUAUCUACGGCAAGUGGGUGCUCCAUGUGGGCUCAUGGGACAAGCCUGGCCUGAAGAGCGACCUGGUGACGGUGAACGGCUCCUGGGUGGAUCUGUCGCCCUCCUCAGACAGCGGAGUCAUCUCCAUCUACUGGUCCGACCGCCUAAAUGGAAAUAGAUGCCUGCAGGGGUUAGCCAAUGCCACCAUCUCAGGGAUGACCAGUCACACCACUUUUAAUAUCAAUGGUCACACUUCAUAUCAUGAUGGGAAGUACUAUGAGACCUGCUCCGACUGCCUCCUGUCUGAAGACACCACUCUCCUCCCUGAUGGAAAGUCUAAGGGACGAUACCUCUACCUCUUUACACGAACCGGCACAUUGGAGCCAUCUGAGUUGGAAACCUUCAAGAAGCAGGCUGAAUGUCUUAAAUUCCUCCCAGAGUACCACUUUGGAGGAACAGAACUGUGUCCAGAUGUCAGGGUCGCCGCUUUGCCUACUGCGGAGAGUACAGAGAACAAUCAAACCGACGUUGAGCCUCCUGCAAAGUGAACCACAGCAAAGAGAUGUGCCAACGCUUUGAUCUGCAUCGACCCACCCAAACUCAUUCAGCUUAACAUGUGCUUAAUAAUGUUGUAAUGAGAUCUGCAUGCGCUGUGGAUUAACUUAACGCCAUGCGUUCUGUCGUUGCCUUGUUUCAGCAGCAGCAACGCCGUUUGACCUUUCGCUAGUUAGUGUAAUAAAUGUGCUGUAUGAAAAGUUAAGAAGACUCUGGCAGGCACACUGGUGCCUGGAAAUCCACUUAAACGGCUCGUUCAAAUCCUUUUAAAAAGUAGUUGAGUAACUUUUUCUUAUUGCCUUGUGAAGUAAAUAAAACUGCUCUCAGUACCACUCUG
Pungitius pungitius (ninespine stickleback) is the source of this 1037-nucleotide messenger RNA. RefSeq lists its product as uncharacterized. The record is from RefSeq and is a predicted model, not a curated record. Lineage: Eukaryota; Metazoa; Chordata; Actinopteri; Perciformes; Gasterosteidae. Bases 58 to 693 code for a protein of 211 amino acids. The transcript is spliced from 6 exons.